GAGACACACACAGACAAGACGAUGUUGAUGGGUGUCAUGCCAUGCAUUUAUUAGCUCGCUUCUACUCCCACUUUUAAUAUGAAAAACAGUGUUUGGAGAGUGGCACAGGCUGGGUUACGAGAGAGGCAUAUUGCUGGUUUAUGCGUCUGAUUAUUGAUGGGUAAUUGCUGGUUUAGAGGAAGUUCUUUCAGCUACGAAGUAUCCUCAAAUGGCAAGGCAGAUUCUCAGAAAGUCUCCACUCCUUCAGUCAGAAAAGAGGAAAGCCUAAAAUUGCCCUCAAAUCCUGAGGAAGUUGAGGACUUGAGAAGGGAUACUGCAACAAACCAUCUUAUGACAUUCACUUUUGACGAACUCAAGAUCAUUACAGGAAAUUUCCGGCAGGACUAUGUAUUGGGUGGAGGGGGAUUUGGAAGGGUUUACAAGGGUUUCAUCAAUCAAGAUCUCAGGGAAGGGCUUCAACCUCUUCAAGUGGCUGUGAAGGUCCAUGAUGUUGAUAAUAGUUUACAGGGACACAGAGAGUGGCUGGCCGAGGUUAUAUUUCUUGGCCAACUUUCUCACCCUAAUUUAGUCAAGUUGAUUGGUUACUGCUUUGAGGAUGAGCAUCGGGUCUUAAUAUAUGAGUUCAUGCCUCGUGGAAGUGUUGAAUCCAAUCUCUUCUCAAUUGUGCUGCUCCCCCUCUCAUGGUCUAUCAGGAUGAAGAUUGCACUUGAAGCUGCUAAAGGACUUGCUUUUCUCCAUGAAGCUGAAACACCAGUCAUAUUUCGUGAUUUUAAAACAUCAAACAUUUUGCUAGACAUGGAUUACAAUGCAAAACUUUCUGAUUUUGGGCUUGCAAAAGAUGGACCAGUCGGGGAUGAAUCUCAUGUUUCUACGCGCAUUAUGGGAACUUAUGGAUACGCAGCUCCAGAGUAUCUCAUGACAGGGCACUUGACGGCCAUGAGUGAUGUUUACAGCUUUGGAGUUGUCCUCCUUGAACUCCUUACUGGAAGGAAAUCACUGGACAUGUCACGUCCAGUCCACCAACAAACACUCACUGAUUGGGCUGCCCCAUUGCUCACUCAAAAGAAGAAAGUUCUUGAAAUCGUCGACCGAAGAUUAGGGGGCGACUACCCUGAGAAAGCUGUUCAAAAGACAGCAAUGCUCAUUCACCACUGCCUUAACCGGAACCCCAAGGCAAGGCCUCUAAUGAGGGACAUCGUCGAUUCCUUGGAGCCCCUUCAGGUAGCUGCUGAGUUACCACCUGCACCAGUGUAUGAAUUUUAGUCAUAGUCAGUGGCUACCUCAUUUAGCUCAUGUAUUUUCAACACUUGAAGUUACAUUUUUAUUAUUAUUUUCUUCCUCCGAUGCUAUUUAAUUCUUUUCUCAAUUGCCGAAUACACAAGGCAGACACAAUCGCCAAUGUAAACAAAUGAUCUGAACAUAAACUAUAUAUUUAUAAGUCGUCGAUUGAGAGAAAA
Messenger RNA from Zingiber officinale, 1457 nucleotides. Its product is annotated as probable serine/threonine-protein kinase PBL16. The record is from RefSeq and is a predicted model, not a curated record. The transcript is spliced from 6 exons. Lineage: Eukaryota; Viridiplantae; Streptophyta; Magnoliopsida; Zingiberales; Zingiberaceae. Gene Ontology annotation, biological process: protein phosphorylation. Gene Ontology annotation, molecular function: ATP binding; protein kinase activity. Bases 157 to 1263 code for a protein of 368 amino acids.